AUGGCGAGCAUCGAUCGCUACCGACCUCCUAGAGAAGGAUAUCAACCUCCAUCAUUGCCCACUGGCAGCCGACCCGAGCGCGAUUCAAGAUCGAGGUCUCCCAGACGACGCGAUGCUGUCCCCCCCGCUGUACCAACCCCUCCGCAACAUUCAACACGAACAUCACCCCCUCGCCCCCAGGCGCGCCAACCCCAGUCGCCAGCGCGGUCCGGCGCACAAACACCAGUAGCCGGUUCCAAUCAAUGGGCAUUCACGUCGGACGAGGUGCGGAGCACACCCAGUAUCAUUGAGGGCAUCACACCGGCCGAUGAACGCAUGCGCAGAGCAAAGGGUGUUAAUUUCAUAUACCAAGCUGGUGUCAUGCUGGAUCUUCCUCAGAUUACGCUGUGGGUAGCCGGUGUUUUCUUCCAUCGCUUCUACAUGCGCUGUCACAUGGUGCAAGAAAAGGGCGGAAUUCAUCAUUAUAACAUAGCAGCAACGGCCCUGUUCUUAGCCAACAAGGUGGAGGAAAACUGCCGCAAGACAAAAGACAUCAUCAUAGCGGUAGCCAAGGUUGCGCAAAAGAAUUCCAAGCUCAUCAUCGACGAGCAAAGCAAAGAGUACUGGCGAUGGCGAGAUAGCAUCCUCACAUACGAAGAGGUCAUGCUGGAGCAACUCACAUUCGACCUGAUGGUCGACAAUCCCUAUCGUCAUCUGUUUGAACUACUCGGAAAGCUGGACAUUGUGCACAACAAGCACUUGCGACAAGCCGCUUGGGCUUUCUGCAACGAUGCCUGCCUCACGUCCAUCCCUCUGCUAAUAGAAGCCCGCGAUGUUGCUAUCAGUGCUAUCUUCUUCGCAAGCGUCCACACAAGUCAACAAAUCGACGAUAUUAGCGGCGAGCCAUGGUGGAAGCAUUUGAAGGGCGACGAGGUCCUUUGUUCUCAGGCGAUCGAAGUGAUGCGACAGUUUUACACGGAGAAUCCGCUUAGAAAGCAGAACCCGUCGCUGCCAUCACCAGCCUUUCACCUUGAGAAUACUAGAAGACGAGGCGACACCUUGCUGAGCCAGCCAGACACACUAUCGUCAACCACCGGUACCCCACUGGAAGCCGAUCGUGCGAGUCGGAGUCCUGGAGUGAACUCCAGAGUGAACGGUGCCAGCAAGGAUAGUGAGGGCCGACAUUUAGGAUCCCAGUCUAAGCUCGACGAGAACGAGGUCGCAUCCAAAUCACCGCUCAAGCGAAGAGAACCAGAUGAUGGCGACACGAAGAGCGAUAGGGCAGAGAAACGAGCCAAGCUCUCGGAGGACGAAGAGGGUGAGCUGGUUGAAGACUGA
This is a messenger RNA of Fusarium pseudograminearum CS3096, 1317 nucleotides long. RefSeq lists its product as uncharacterized. Gene Ontology annotation, cellular component: nucleus; cyclin/CDK positive transcription elongation factor complex. Gene Ontology annotation, biological process: positive regulation of DNA-templated transcription, elongation; regulation of transcription by RNA polymerase II. The record is from RefSeq and is a predicted model, not a curated record. NCBI's taxonomy places the organism in Eukaryota, Fungi, Ascomycota, Sordariomycetes, Hypocreales, Nectriaceae. Gene Ontology annotation, molecular function: cyclin-dependent protein serine/threonine kinase activator activity. The transcript is spliced from 2 exons. Bases 1 to 1317 code for a protein of 438 amino acids.